CGUGUCAUAUAUCAUAAACUAUUGUAUGAGAUUGAUUUAUUUCUCGACAGGUGACAUUACUCUGUAUUUUGUAUAGUGGGCUACUGGGCUAUAUUAUAUAUAAUAUAAAUGUAUAUUUAAAACAUAUGGACCUAUCAAUGUUGCACUUUAUAUUCAUAUUUACUAUUCAGUGUUGUCUAUACUCUGUCAGUUUGUAGUUGUGCUGUAUGUAUUCAGUAACUGUGUUUGCUGUUGUGGUUGUGGGAUGGGCCGCUGCAGUGAUGAGAGAAUGAUCGAGCGCGAGCAGCGGCUCAUCACACACACACACACACACACACUGGCCGUGUCAUGUCACGCAGGGCAGAACCAAUGCUCUGAUCUUCACGGACGACGACAUGUAUUAGUGACCACAUUAUAAAUCGCACGGAGAUGGAGAUGUCAGGGCCAAGUGUAAGCCGACAUGGUCGAACAGUGAAGAGGAAACGGUGGGGUGGACUGAGGCAGCAAUUGAAACUGCUGGGUCUGUUUGAGAUCGACCAGCAGCAUGAGUUCUACAGUCUCACCUGUAUGAUGAAGGAAGGGCUGUCUGCCGCUGUGCAGAACAACCCUUUACGUGAUGAGCUGUGUGAAGAUGACUACAAUUUUGAGUUUACUCAAAUCCAUAAGGACUUCAGGAUGGAUACGUAUGCUGGGCCGGUGUUUUCCAGUCUGCGGCGCUCCCUGGGGAUGACAGAGAAGGAAUACCAGCAGUCCCUCUCUUCCGAAGGCUGCUACCUGCAAUUUAUCAGCAAUUCUAAGAGCAAGGCAGACUUCUUUGUAACUAAUGACAAGCGGUUCUUCUUAAAGACACAGAGUAAACAAGAAGUGCGAUUUCUCUUGACUAACUUGAGAAUCUACAUGGAACAUCUGGAGAAGUAUCCACACUCUCUGCUCGUCAAAUUUUUGGGUGUUCACAGAAUUAAAAUUGCACAUCAGAGGAUGAAGUACUUUAUUGUGAUGCAAAGUGUAUUUUACCCUGAUGACAGAAUCGCUGCAAGGUAUGAUAUAAAGGGCUGUGAGAUGAGCCGGUGGACAGACCCAUCCCCUGAAGGCAGCCAGAUCAUUGUUGUUUUAAAAGAUCUUAAUUUUGAAGGACAGUUCAUUCAGUUAGAUCAACAGCGUCCUUGGCUCCUGCGUCAGGUGGAGAUCGACACAGCCUUUCUUCAGACACUCAAUGUGUUAGACUACAGCCUCCUGCUGGCCCAUCAGCCCCUGCACCAGGAUGAACUCAGCGAGAAUCUCUCUUUGGGAACACUCAUCAUGCGUACCAAAAAGUCAGUGAAUGCAGCAUCCAGUCCUUCACAUGCUGCAGAGGAAGACUCCGCACUCUCCGCAGGGUUAAAUUGUGCAACAACACAGUGUCAGACAACAGAAAUGCACAGUGGCAAUGGAGGAAUGGACAGUACAAGCCUUGAGGGAGACAAAAUUGAGCAAACCAGUUGGAUGGGAACAGAGUCAGCCAAUCUACAAGAGUUGCAGGCCCAGAACCGGAGACUGCUUCCCAACAUCAAGAACCCGCUUCAUGUCAUUGAUGGAUCAGAGCAUCGUUACUUCAUUGGAAUUAUUGACAUCUUCACUGUUUAUGGUUUCAAAAAGAGGCUUGAGCAUUGGUGGAAAAGACUGAGAUACCCACAGCAAACAUUCUCCACAGUCAGUCCUCCAGCUUACUGUCACAGGCUGUGCCAGUGGGUUCAGGACCAUACCAAAUAAAAUAAGACCGCUUGGAAAAUAGAAGGCAGCUUUUAAGUUAACCAUUUUGAAGUAUCUGUUAAUGAAUAGCUUUGUUUAAAUACAUACGUUUGCUAAUGAAAGUACUUGUUUAAACACUGUUCUUGCAGAAAAUGCAAAAGUUAAAAGUUGUAUUCAUUUACAAUUAGACGCGCAAGUAAUGGUGCAGUGACCAUUGUAUAAUGCAGAAGAUACAUAGGCAUGAAAACAUGAAUAUGUUUAAUGAAUUGUGUUAAACUGAUUCAUUGAAAAGUACAUUUUGACCACUUAAUAACUCACUGCUCAGAAAGAAAGGAUUUUGAGAGUCAACUAGAUGGUAAAGUUCAUAGACAAACUUUAAGUUGGCUUGAAAAAGCCUAGCCAGAAAGUUUUAAAAAGUUUAAAACUGUUGUAGCAUGGUUUAAAACGAUUUAUCAUGUUUCUAUGGCUAACACAUUGCUAGCAUGAUUUAGUAUGUUUUAACGUGACCAUAGAUGGAUAGAGAAAGAAAGAUUAGAGAUAGAAAGACAUAAAAAAGAAAGUUAGAAGAAAGAAAGAUUAGU
Pimephales promelas (fathead minnow) is the source of this 2288-nucleotide messenger RNA. It is a transcript of the gene pip5kl1, whose product is annotated as phosphatidylinositol-4-phosphate 5-kinase-like 1. Gene Ontology annotation, biological process: phosphatidylinositol phosphate biosynthetic process. Gene Ontology annotation, molecular function: 1-phosphatidylinositol-4-phosphate 5-kinase activity. The record is from RefSeq and is a predicted model, not a curated record. Lineage: Eukaryota; Metazoa; Chordata; Actinopteri; Cypriniformes; Leuciscidae. Gene Ontology annotation, cellular component: plasma membrane.